AUGGAAACAGAAUGUAAGGACAGUAAGAAAGUUGAAGAUGCCUCGGAUAAAGCAGCAGACGUAGCAUUUGGACUUGUUCCCACUGGUAAAAGUAAAGGACGAGCUGUGGCCAAACUUAUGACGGAAGAAGUCAGAGACCAGGAAUAUGCUUAUACUGAAGCACAAGAACUUUUGAACCAGUGGAUUAAUGAGAAAGUGAUGUUUGAUGUUGACGAUGGUUUUGAUGACCUGGAAGCCUGGCGUAGAGCUAGGAAAAAUAAAGAUGACAUCAUCAAUAAACAAAAGGAGGCAAAGGAUGACGACUAUGAUGAUUAUUCAGUGGAGAGGUUGACCAGGCUGGCACUUGAAGAUGACUUCAUGAUAGAUGAGGCAGCUAUUUAUGAGAGGGUCAAAAGAAAUGCUCUUGGAGACUCAGAUCCAUACGCCAACUUGUACGAGAUGGAGGACGAUGAGGCUGUACAUACAGUGUUAAAAAAUAUGAUGUCUAAAGAAAUGGUUAAAGAUACAUUCAAGAGAGAUCUUGGCCUAGAGAACACGUCCAAACCUGACCCAAGAACAAAGAUGGAACUCCGGCACAAGAUGGUGAAGGACAACAGAGAGAGGCGCCACAAGGAGGAGGAGAAGAAAAAGACGGAGGCACAGCUGAAGAAGGAGGCAAGGCUGCAAGCUCAGCAGCUUAUACUCAAGGAACAAAAAGAUAGAGAGCUGAGGUCAAGAAGAGAAGAAAUGGAAUUAAAAAAAGAAAUGGCCAGAAUACGUAAAGAGAUGCACGAAGAGAGAAAGAAAAAGGAGGAGGAAAUUAAAAGGCGAAGGGAAGAAGAGGAAUUGAUGAAUAAAUUAGCCAGGGAGGAACUAGAGAGACAGAGAGCAGAGGAGGACAAGGAGAAGAUUCUCUCCCUGAGGCAAGAGAACGAGAGAAAACACAAGCUGAUGAUGAGGAAGGAAGCCAUUAAAUCAAGGAUAACCUCCAAAAACCUACAGUGCCUUCACCGCCAUUUCACUGCCUGGUAUGACCUAGUUUUGUCCAGACGUCUGCUGAUGGGUAAGAUCAAAGCCAUGUCCGACUGGAAGCUGAUGCUAAAGGUGUGGGGGGCCUGGAGGAAUCAUGUCAAAGGUCGUCGGCUGGACAUUGAGACAGAGAGGCAUGAGAGGAAUUUGAUCGACUCACAAAGGAAAGAGCUGACCGCUGAGAGACACUGGACAAUGUCCUCCUUGAGGAAAUGCUUCACAGCCUGGCAGAUUUUCACCCAGGAAUCCAUUGAGAGGAGAGACCUGGAGAGGGACAAGGAAAAAACAAAAAGUAAGAUGAUGGCGUUGUUGAACGCAGUUGCUGAGGGCAAGUUUGUGAAGGAGGAGGAAGGUGGGCAGGAGUCGAGCAGGACCAGACAGAAUUCUGCUAGAUCACAGUCUUCACACCCGGGCAACAACAAAAAAGAAAAUACCUCCCAAGCCCCAGCAAGGAAACAGGCAUGGGGGGAAGAUCAGAGCUUACACUCAUCACGCAGUGAGGCAACAGUUAGCCAAACCAGCUCAGCUGCUAAAAGUGACCGGAGGUACUCAGCCUCCCAGUCUAGCAUCAGGUCAGUGCCCGUGGAACCCUGGCAAGUAAACAGACAACAUUUGAAGAUGCUGAGAAAAGAAAGUUCUAAAACUGACGUUCAGGACAUUGAAGUGGAGAGCCUUGAUGGAGAGCAGAGAACACACACUGAUGCAGAGAUUAGGAAAAGAUUUGGUACUCAGCCAUGGAUGAACCGCCAUUAUGUAGUCAAUAACCUUGAGCACCGCUACACCGCCCAGCAGCAGGCAUUGAAGGAGCAGCAGAACCAAAUUAGGGAGCAACAGCGAAUGAUAGAACAGCUGCAGUAUGAGCAGAGGCAGCAAGCAUUGAAGCAACAGCUGUUGAAUGGAUCAAUUGCAACCCCUCUUCCGCCUAUGAAAGAAAUUGAAGUGCCUCCUGCAGGAAAACAAAUACCAAGGGGAGAUCAUGCUGAUGAAAACAAAAACAACAUUGACAUAAUCUCACAUAGUGCCAAAAAUAAAACUGUUGUAAACACUGAAAACAAAGAAGAAAAAGUUCAAACCACUAUUGAUACAGACAGGAGCUGUCUAACAACCUCAAGAUCAGAAACAACUACAGCAUCCAACACAACAAAAACUUCUUCAGUCAAUCCACACAAUACCAAAUACCUUCAAGUGCUUAAAAAUAUGGAGGAGAGAGCAGCAGAGAGAGCCAGGAUUAAAGCAGAGAGGGAGGAAAAGAGAAGGAAACAGGAAGAGGAGAAGCUGGCACAAAUGGAAAAAGAGCAAGCAGAGAAACAGAAAGAAAUUGAAGCAGAGAAGCAAGCAAAAGCUGCAGCGUACAGGCAGAAAAAACUUCUAGAGAAACAGAAAGAGGAAGAGAAGCAGAAACAGAUGGCCCACAUUGAGAAACUGAACAAGAUGGCUGAUGAUCACUAUGUCAGAUCUAUCCUCAAGUACAGAGGGUUACUUCCCUUUAAGAAACUGGUCUCCAUGUCAAAGAGAAACUGGGUCAAGGCCAUUAAACACCAGGAGAAAGUUUUACUGAGGCAAGUCUUGCAUGCCUGGAGAAGGGUCACUGAUGAAGAACUGGACAAGAAGAACAGACUGGCCGACCAGAUGCACCAGUUCCUGGUCAUCAAACACAGUUUUCACAGCUGGAGAAAUUACAAGUACCAUGCACAGUUCUUGGAGAUAAAAGCUGAACGCCACUACCUGGAUAAUCUCAAAUCCAAAUUUUUUCAAGCGUGGACGGAGUGGGUGGUGGCUGAGAGGGAGAACUCAUUGAAUCAAAUGGAGCUCGCCCAUGAGCACUAUUUACAGUACCUGGUGAAGAAAUCUUUCAAUGGCUGGAGGUACCUGAAAGAGAGACAGAAGAAAGAAGAGGAGAGAAAGAAAAGAAAGCUGGAGCUAAGGAAGAAAGUGGCCGAGCUUAUCCCUGACUACACACCUGACAAAUCUGUUUCUGUGAAAGGUUCGGAAGAUUUUCCCUGACUACACACCUGACAAAUCUGUCUCUGUGAAAGGUUCGGAAGAUUUUCCCUGACUCUACACCUGACAAGUCUGUCUCUGUGAAAUCUUUGGAAGAUUUUCCCUGACUACACACCUGAUAAGUCUGUCUCUGUGAA
Molecule: messenger RNA, 3146 nt
Organism: Physella acuta
Lineage: Eukaryota; Metazoa; Mollusca; Gastropoda; Physidae
Product: coiled-coil domain-containing protein 191
Source: RefSeq, a predicted model, not a curated record